Molecule: messenger RNA, 1821 nt
Organism: Ilex paraguariensis (yerba mate)
Lineage: Eukaryota; Viridiplantae; Streptophyta; Magnoliopsida; Aquifoliales; Aquifoliaceae
Source: the annotation of a GenBank genome assembly
CUCUCUCUCUCUCUCUCGCCCACAGAGUACUAAUCUUCAUUCCACAUAUCUUAAUCAUCUGUACAUUGUCACUGCAAAUUAAUAAACCCUAAAAAUCAAAGAUGUUGCAAGACAUGUGGAAUGGUCCACCUGGUUUCAGACCUACUAAAUCCGCUCCUUGUUCACCCGCCAAGCCUCUUGGGGUCUCGAGAACUCGAUCCGAGUCCUUCCAUGUGACCCACAAAGUCCCAGUUGGCGACACUCCUUACGUGAAAGCCAAAAAUGUUCAAUUGGUGGAGAAGGACCCGGAAAAGGCGAUACCAUUGUUUUGGGCAGCCAUUAAUGCUGGAGAUAGAGUGGAUAGUGCUCUGAAAGAUAUGGCUAUAGUAAUGAAACAACAAAAUAGGGCUGAAGAAGCCAUUGAAGCCAUAAAGUCACUGCGAAGUCGGUGUUCAGAUCAAGCUCAAGAGUCCCUUGAUAACAUCCUAUUAGACCUUUACAAGAGAUGUGGAAGGUUGGAUGACCAAAUAGCAUUAUUGAGGCGCAAGCUGUUCUUGAUUCAUCAAGGAAUGGCAUUUAAUGGCAAGCGCACAAAGACAGCACGAUCCCAAGGGAAGAAAUUUCAGGUUUCUGUGGAGCAAGAGGCAACUCGAUUACUGGGGAAUUUGGGGUGGGCACUGAUGCAACAGAACAACUACAUUGAAGCUGAAGAUGCUUAUAGGCGGGCGCUAGUGAUUGCUCCAGACAAUAACAAGAUGUGCAAUCUGGGCAUUUGCUUGAUGAAACAAGGGAGAAUUACUGAGGCUAAAGAGAAUCUCCGACGAGUGAAACCAGCAGUUGCAGAUGGCCCACGAGGCGUGGAUUCCCAUCUCAAGGCAUAUGAGAGGGCAGAGCAAAUGCUCCGGGACCUUGAAUCGGAAAUGAUGAAUAGAUGUGCUGAUAGGGUCGAACAGAGCAAACUGUUUGAUGCUUUUCUGGGAUCUUCUGCAAUUUGGCAGCCUCAGCCAUGUAAGGAACAUACAGUAUUGUCAGCAACAAAUUCAUUCAAAUCCCGGGAUGAAUUUGCUGACGAGAACAUCAAUUCAAACAUCAUAGCAAACCCACUGAUUCUUCCCGGACAGAAAGUUGUCAAGCAAUUGGGGUUUUGGGGGAACUCACUGAAUAUUGAUGCACCACCAUUCUAUUCGUCGAAAUCUGUUAGUGACCAAUUUCCAGAAAGCCUUAAGAGAACAAGGUCUGGAAAUGCUGCCAACUUAAUCAGACCAAAUGAAAUGGGAGAAUUGAGGAAACCUUUUAUGGAGCCAGAAAAUAAGGCACGUAAGCAGUCAAUUUCACCUGAGCAAACAGGGGAGAAGUGGAGAGAUUUGCUACCGGAUAACAAGGACUUUGAGGAGGCAAUAAUUGCAGCAGUUUUGGAUACGGCUAAUGAAAUGGGGAAGAAGGUGGAAACUAGUAAUGGUGCUGCGAUUUCUCAGAGGAAGAUCGAUAAGAGGCUGAAGGUUUUUCAAGAUAUGACCUUAUCUUUGAGUCCAAAAGCUUGACUGACAGCGCGCGGUCUUUCAACAUUAGCUAAUUUCCAGAGAGUAACAUUAGCUAAUUUAAUUCUAUUUAAAUUAUAAUAACUUAUAGGUUGGAGAUGAACUUGUUCUCCUUUGCUUCCAUUCCUUAAGGGGAGGGAUUAUGCAGUAAUGGUGGUGGGUAGGUCUAAUGUUAGUACAAGUGCAAGGUGGUUGUUGGUGUUUGUCCACUCAACAGCUGAGCAUAUUUCUUAUUUAUGUUUUUACCUCUACUACGUAUGGCAUCGAUGUAAUAAAAUAAUAAAAAUUAAAUGUUACAUUUUUU